Messenger RNA from Vigna angularis (adzuki bean), 780 nucleotides. RefSeq lists its product as uncharacterized. The transcript has 3 exons. The record is from RefSeq and is a predicted model, not a curated record. The coding region runs from base 1 to 780 and encodes 259 amino acids. Lineage: Eukaryota; Viridiplantae; Streptophyta; Magnoliopsida; Fabales; Fabaceae.
AUGUUUAAAAAGGCUCGAACAGAAGGAAAAAAACCUAAUUGGAUUGGGGAUAUUGUUUGGAAUGGUCUUUUGGAGAAGUGGAACAUGCCACUUUAUAGACAAAAAUGUGAAACGGCCAAAAAGAAUAGGACAUCUGACAAGGGUGGUUGUUUGCACACUGGGGGAUCCAUUAGCGUGCAUGAGCAUGCAAUUCGUCUGCCACAGGAGCUUGGUCGGUCAGUGCAUGUUGAUGAAAUAUUUCAGCAGACACAUAUUCGAGCAUCAACAGGACAAUUUGUCGAUGAAAGGUCUAGGCGGACACAUGAAGAGUUUGAAGCAAAAUUUUCUCAAAUAAGAUCUGAGACAGCAUCUGUUGGUGCUUCAACAUGUUCUCCCCUAGACCCUGCAGAUGAGGAAAGAUUGAGGAACCAAUGUUGGUUGGACGUUGCUGGUGGAAGGUACAAGGGACGCGUAUACGGCAUCGGAAAUGUCAGUGCUCAAGAUGACUGUGUUGAUAGUUACAUACAACAGACACAGGCAUCUUCUUCUCAGCAACCGAUGGUAGACGACAUUUCUAACCUCCACACACGAGUAUCAACCCAUGAUGACCAACUUCGACAGAUGAACUCUCAAUUGCAAGGCUUUAUUGGCGUCAUAAUGCAGUACCUUCCGCCUCCUGUAGUCGCAAUUGCACAACAAUUUUUUCAAUCCCAAAAUCAGCCACAAACUAAUGUUCAACCACAACAACCACAGCAACCAACAGAUCAACCACAAGAUGAUAAUGUUUAUGGAGAUUACUAG